AUGAGCUGGCUUGCCAGAGUCCUACUGACCAGCCAGAGGAUGGGAGCCCAGAGCGCGCGUUCCCUGUGCCCGAGGAUGGCUCUUCGCGUUGGCCAGGCGGCUUGCAACUUGCCCCGGGGCGGCUGGUCCUCCCCGCCUGUUUCCAAGAUGGCGACUGUUAAGCAUGAACUUAUUAAGAAUUUCACUUCGGAGGAAGCCAUUCAUCACAACAAGGUCUCCAUUAUAGGAACUGGGUCUGUUGGUAUGGCCUGUGCUCUCAACAUCUUAUUAAAAGGUUUGAGUGAUGAACUUGCCCUUGUGGAUGCUGAUGAAGGCAAACUGAAGGGUGAGACAAUGGAUCUUCAACAUGGCAGUCCUUUUAUGAAAAUGCCAAAUAUUGUCUCCAGCAAAGAUUACCUUGUCACUGCAAACUCCGAUUUAGUGAUUAUCACAGCAGGUGUACGCCAGAUAAAAGGAGAAACACGCCUUGAUUUAGUCGAGCGAAAUGUGUCAGUCUUUAAAUUAAUGAUUCCCAGUAUUAUCCAAUACAGUCCCUGGUGCAAAAUGAUUAUUGUUACCAAUCCAGUGGAUAUCUUAACUUACGUAGCCUGGAAGUUGAGUGCAUUUCCCAAAAACCGUGUGAUUGGAAGUGGCUGUAAUCUGGACACUGCCCGUUUCCGUUACUUUAUUGGACAAAGGCUUGGUAUCCACUCCGAGAGCUGUCAUGGGCUGGUCCUUGGAGAGCACGGAGACUCAAGUGUUCCUAUAUGGAGUGGAGUUAACAUUGCUGGUGUCCCUCUGAAGGAUCUGAAUCCAGAUAUAGGAACUGAUAAAGAUCCUGAGCAGUGGGAAAAUGUCCACAAAAAAGUGGUUUCCAGUGGCUAUGAGAUGCUUAAAAUGAAAGGUUAUACUUCUUGGGGUGUCAGCCUAUCUGUAGCUGAUUUAACUGAAAGUAUUUUGAAGAAUCUUAGGCGAGUGCAUCCAGUUUCCACCCUAAGUAAGGGCCUCUAUGGAAUAAAUGAAGAAAUAUUCCUUAGUGUUCCAUGUAUCUUGGGAGAGAAUGGUAUCACAGAUCUUAUAAAGUUAAAGCUGACCCCUGAAGAGGAGGCCCGUUUGCAAAAGAGUGCAGAUACCCUUUGGGAAAUUCAGAAGCGGCUCAAGCUUUAA
Messenger RNA from Otolemur garnettii (small-eared galago), 1146 nucleotides. RefSeq names its product lactate dehydrogenase A like 6A (gene LDHAL6A). Gene Ontology annotation, cellular component: cytoplasm. Gene Ontology annotation, molecular function: L-lactate dehydrogenase (NAD+) activity. The record is from RefSeq and is a predicted model, not a curated record. The coding region runs from base 1 to 1146 and encodes 381 amino acids. The transcript is spliced from 8 exons. NCBI's taxonomy places the organism in Eukaryota, Metazoa, Chordata, Mammalia, Primates, Galagidae. Gene Ontology annotation, biological process: carboxylic acid metabolic process.